GGCAUAGUCUUCUUUCUUUUUUUUUCAAAAAAACAAACUCAUUGGCGCCAAGCGUGAGGGAAUGCUAGGCGUUUGGUAAUUUCUCCUCCGACUAGAAUUAAGGAUCCCAUCGAAGCGGCUAAUCCCAUGCAUAUUGUAUGCACAUCGGGUGGCACAAAUUGCAUAGUAUCAUAAAUGGCCAUUCCUGGGAUUACCCAUCCGCCGGGAGAGUUUAUAAACAAAUAAAGAUCCCUAGUAGCAUCUUCUAUACUGAGAUAUACCAUGAGACCAACAAGUUGAUUUGAGACCUCAUUAUCAACCUCUUGGCCCAAAAAAAGUAAUCUUUCUCGAUGAAGUCGGUUGAUUAGGACAAAAUUCUAUCUCCCAGAAACCGUACGUGCACCUUUGGAUGCAUACGGUUCAAAAAAAAAUUGCGAAAUAAAUAAUCAAUGUGUCGAUUCUAGUUCCAUUUCUUUUUUUUUUGUAACAGGUUUUAAAGUGAAAUGAAAGGAUUUUUUUUCUUCAAAAAAAAAGGGUUUUUGGACCCCGCCCUAUACUAUAUAUAAAAACUAUAAAAUAAGAAAAAAGAAUUUACUGAACUUAUUAAACUAACCUCUCAUUGAUAUAUUGUUUCAUCACGAUUUAAAUCACAAUGUCGUUUUCUUGUUCCUUAAUGGGCCUUUUGAAUUCUUUUAGGUUCAUGUUCUACUCCGGGUAAAGAUCUGUCCGAAUUCCAUUUGUACAUAUAGGACAAAUAAUUUCAGUACCACUUCUUUUUUUUUCAAUUCGUUUCAUGCUUUACUUACCUUCCCACAAACUAUUCGUUGUGUUCAUCUAUUAUAGAAGUGGUAAUUGUAGAUAUAUUACCAAUUUGGUAUUUUCUGAACGAAGCCUGAAUAUUUUAUCGGUCUAAGUCAACCAUAAAUUCUUCUAAUCGAUAAUGUUGAUCCCGAAUAUAAAUUGAUCUAAUUGCACUUCACGCUACAAAUAAUUAACAGUAAAUAUUUCUUGGGCGAAGCGUAGGAUAUCUCGAUCGGGGGAAAGAACGGGGUAAAUCCCAUAUGACCCAAUAUGUCUGACAAGUCGCACUAUACGUCAACCCAAACCGCAUCUUCCUCUCCAGGACUCCGAAAAGGUACUUUUGGAACACCAAUAGGCAUUAAAUUAAACAAAAAAAUUAAGCACUAUACUUCACUUUAAUAUAGAAACGUAACAAUGCAAUGGGUUUAUUGUCUUCAUCUUCCUUCUUUUUUUUUUCUGUUUAUUCUAUUUUAUCCCUAAAUUAGAAGGGAAAACUUAGUGAAUAAAGAAAAAUUUUAAUGAAAGGAUCGAUCAUUCGAAUGAUAAACAAGUUUCUAUGCAUUCGUUCCCCCAAAAUGGGACCAACCCUUCCAUUGCGUAUUCGUACUCAUCGGGUAUAGUAUAGAAUAGAUCUGCUUCUCUUUGUUCUUAUAAACUGAACAGAAUUGUUCCCUUAUUUUCAAGGGAACGGAAUAAAAUAAAUAUUAAUUCUUUCGAAUACAGAAUCCACUGUAAAGGUUAAGUACAUAGUAUAGUCUUUUCCAAUGCGAUAAAGUUACAUAGUGUUUAUUUAUUUAUUUUUUGAUAAAGGGGUAUCUCCAUGGGUUUACCUUGGUAUCGUGUUCAUACUGUCGUAUUGAAUGAUCCCGGUCGAUUACUUUCUGUCCAUAUAAUGCAUACAGCUCUAGUUUCUGGUUGGGCCGGCUCGAUGGCUCUAUACGAAUUAGCGGUUUUUGAUCCCUCUGACCCCGUUCUUGAUCCAAUGUGGAGACAAGGUAUGUUUGUUAUACCCUUCAUGACCCGUUUAGGAAUAACCAAUUCAUGGGGUGGUUGGAGUAUUUCAGGGGGAAGUAUAACGAAUCCGGGUAUUUGGAGUUAUGAAGGUGUGGCAGGGGCACAUAUUGUGUUUUCCGGCUUGUGCUUUUUGGCAGCUAUCUGGCAUUGGGUGUAUUGGGACCUAGAAAUAUUCUGUGAUGAACGUACGGGAAAACCUUCUUUGGAUUUGCCCAAAAUCUUUGGAAUUCAUUUAUUUCUCUCAGGAUUGGCUUGUUUUGGCUUUGGCGCAUUUCAUGUAACAGGCUUGUAUGGUCCUGGAAUAUGGGUGUCCGAUCCUUAUGGACUAACCGGAAAAGUACAAUCUAUAAAUCCAGCAUGGGGUGUGGAAGGUUUUGAUCCUUUUGUUCCGGGAGGAAUAGCCUCUCAUCAUAUUGCAGCGGGUACAUUGGGCAUAUUAGCGGGUCUAUUCCAUCUUAGUGUUCGUCCACCUCAACGUCUAUACAAAGGAUUACGUAUGGGAAAUAUUGAAACUGUACUUUCCAGUAGUAUCGCUGCUGUUUUUUUUGCAGCUUUCGUAGUUGCCGGAACUAUGUGGUAUGGUUCAGCAACUACCCCAAUCGAAUUAUUUGGCCCCACUCGUUAUCAGUGGGAUCAGGGAUACUUCCAGCAAGAAAUAUAUCGAAGAGUUGGGGCUGGACUGGCCGAAAAUCUGAGUUUAUCAGAAGCUUGGUCUAAAAUUCCCGAAAAAUUAGCUUUUUAUGAUUAUAUUGGUAAUAAUCCAGCAAAAGGGGGAUUAUUUAGAGCGGGCUCAAUGGACAACGGGGAUGGAAUAGCUGUUGGCUGGUUAGGACACCCCAUCUUUAGAGAUAAAGAAGGGCGUGAGCUUUUUGUACGUCGUAUGCCUACCUUUUUUGAAACAUUCCCGGUAGUUUUGGUAGAUGUAGACGGAAUUGUUAGAGCCGAUGUUCCUUUUAGAAGGGCGGAAUCAAAAUAUAGUGUUGAACAAGUAGGUGUAACUGUUGAGUUCUAUGGUGGCGAACUCAAUGGAGUCAGUUAUAGUGAUCCCACUACUGUGAAAAAAUAUGCUAGACGUGCCCAAUUAGGUGAAAUUUUUGAAUUAGACCGGGCUACUUUGAAAUCCGAUGGUGUUUUUCGUAGUAGUCCAAGAGGUUGGUUCACUUUUGGACAUGCCUCAUUUGCUCUGCUCUUCUUUUUCGGACACAUUUGGCAUGGUGCUAGAACCUUAUUCAGAGAUGUUUUUGCUGGUAUUGAUCCAGAUUUGGAUGCUCAAGUGGAAUUUGGAACAUUCCAAAAAAUUGGAGAUCCAACUACACGGAGACAGGCAGUCUGAUACAACAUUGUUGGGUUAUCUUCCGCCUAUAUAUUUUUGUUUUAUUUGAUAUAGUGUACUAAAGACAAUGUACUGAAUAAAUUUUGACUUGAAUCACCAUCUUUUUUUUACUCUUUCACUUUCUUUAUACGGUAAAUGAUCCCAAAUGAAUAGGAAUAGAUGUGGAAGCUAUAAUUGUAAAUAACAAUCGAAUCUAUGGAAGCAUUGGUUUAUACAUUCCUCUUAGUCUCGACGUUAGGGAUAAUUUUUUUCGCUAUCUUUUUUCGAGAACCACCUAAGGUUCCGACUAAAAAAAUGAAAUAAUUUUUCAUUAC
Dioscorea cayenensis subsp. rotundata (Guinea yam) is the source of this 3441-nucleotide messenger RNA. RefSeq names its product photosystem II CP47 reaction center protein. Gene Ontology annotation, molecular function: chlorophyll binding. The record is from RefSeq and is a predicted model, not a curated record. Gene Ontology annotation, cellular component: photosystem II; membrane. The transcript has a single exon. Gene Ontology annotation, biological process: photosynthetic electron transport in photosystem II; photosynthesis; photosynthesis, light reaction. Lineage: Eukaryota; Viridiplantae; Streptophyta; Magnoliopsida; Dioscoreales; Dioscoreaceae. The coding region runs from base 1601 to 3127 and encodes 508 amino acids.